CAUAAAUUAAAUAUGAUAUGUGAUAUAAUUACACUGUUGAGAUUAAUUUUCCAAAAGAAAAUUUUAAAGAAAAAAAAAUCUCUUGGGCCAGAUCUCAAACAUGAUGAAUUUAAUUGAGAUCCGUGAGGAAGGAGUUACUCUUCAAGUAAUAUCCGAAUGGGGUCCAUGGAGUCCGUGCAAGCAAUGUAUAAAUAAUCGUGGUAUUAAAACUAGUAGGGGUUACUGCAGAUUAAAGCGCAGUAUAAAUUCAACUAUGAUAGAGAGAAACGACUCGGUUAUUGUACACUUCUUUCGAGAAUCUCCAAUACUUCCUUGCAAAUCUAUUUUGCUUCAAGAUGAAUUUCCCACUAUCAGUCGUAUCCUGCGAUAUCUGCCAGAAUUUAUUUUAAAAGAACCUUGCAAGAAAUGUCCACUUGUAAAGAAAAGAAAGAAAAGUGAAAAGUUUCGAUACGCCAAACGAUACGUUCUUGCCCAAGGCGCGCAUCUCACCGUAGUUUGUCCAGAAUCAAACACAGCAUCGCAAGUAGUUUGGAAAAAAGACAAACUAACUUUAAAGAAAGGAACAGGACAGUCGUUUCGUAAAAGCGAUACGGAGAUUCGAGUGAUGGUAGACACUUUCUCAACACUUUACUUAAUAGAUGUAUCCAAAGAAGAGCAAGGUAACUAUACUUGUUAUGUGGAUAACAUUAAUAUGAUGCGUUUAAAAGUCAUCGUUGUAUCUAAAACUCGGCUUUUGACGCAAGCUUUUUUCCGGCAUUUGGGUUACUUGGGAGUUAUAAUCUUCUUGACUUCAAUCUGCUAUUGCGCGGGUAUAGUAAUAACUUGCCGACAGAGAGAUAAAUUUCAAUCUUUGCCACAAGAUGAUCCAUCAGCAGGGGAAAUUAAGUAGUUUGCCGAAAUGC
Messenger RNA from Camponotus floridanus (Florida carpenter ant), 902 nucleotides. RefSeq lists its product as uncharacterized. The coding region runs from base 101 to 889 and encodes 262 amino acids. The record is from RefSeq and is a predicted model, not a curated record. The transcript has 6 exons. NCBI's taxonomy places the organism in Eukaryota, Metazoa, Arthropoda, Insecta, Hymenoptera, Formicidae.